This is a messenger RNA of Trichoderma asperellum CBS 433.97, 1582 nucleotides long. RefSeq lists its product as uncharacterized. Gene Ontology annotation, molecular function: pyridoxal phosphate binding; transaminase activity. Gene Ontology annotation, biological process: biosynthetic process; amino acid metabolic process. Lineage: Eukaryota; Fungi; Ascomycota; Sordariomycetes; Hypocreales; Hypocreaceae. The record is from RefSeq and is a predicted model, not a curated record.
GCCGACCGUUAAGAGUCAGACUUAGGCAGCACUCUGUUUGUUAAUAUCAUCUCGUCUUAUGCGCCCUGAAUAAUUUGAGAGGCAAAUUUUUCUAUAUCUAUUCGGUCUCAAGUUAAUAGGUUCCCAUCUCAAGAUUAUCCCCUCAUUCUCAUUCAACGACCAUGUCUCUGUCAGCACGGGCUGAAGAGUCUGAAAAGGCCAGCCAAGGUCUUUUGAUAUGGAAAGUCCUUAAGAAUCUAUGGGAUCCAGAAACCAAUCCCUCUGGAAUUGUCAGUUUGGGCGUCGCUGAAAAUAGGCUUAUGCACGACAUUCUCUCUGAACACAUCCAUCAGAAUUUAGCCCUAUUGAACCAUGCAUUUACUUAUGGCGAUGGCUCCUCAGGGUCGAAUCGUCUCCGGGAAUCUCUGUCACGAUUUCUCAACAAACACUUCAGACCUAUUACUCCAAUUGUCCCUGCACACAUAUCCAUCACAAAUGGGUGCAGUGCCGCCGUUGAACAUCUUGCGUGGGCAUUUGCCAAUCCAGGAGAGGGUUAUUUGCUAGGACAACCAUACUACGGGACCUUUAUAGAGGACAUAACAGCUCGAACAGGCGCAAAAGUCGUCCCGGUGCCCUUCCAUGGCGUCGAUCCUUUAUGUAAUGACGCCGUCGCCAGAUACGAAGAAGCCUUUUUAAAGGCCCAGGCGGAGGGGACGAGAGUCGCUGGACUUGUCCUCUGUAAUCCACACAACCCUCUUGGCCGCUGCUAUUCUCGAGAUACAAUCAUUGGACUUUUAAAGCUCUGCGAAAAGUACCAGAUGCAUUUUAUCAGUGACGAGAUCUACGCCUUGUCUGUCUGGGAGAACACCAUCGAUACUGGCGUUUCUUUUGAGCCAUUUACAUCUUGCCUCAGCAUUGACCUGGCUGGCAUUAUUGAGCCAUCAAGGGUUCACAUUGUUUGGGGCAUGUCAAAAGACUUUGGGGCAAAUGGAAUUAGAAUUGGUGCCGUUAUUUCACAGGCUAACCAGUCUUUGCACGAUGCCUUGGUACCCGUCAGUCUCUACAGCUCAGCAUCCUCCAUCUCAGAACACGCUGCGGCAAACAUUCUUGAUGAUCAUGAUUGGGUGGAGUCUUACAUCGCCGAGAAUAAAAGAAGGCUGGCGCGCCAGUAUGAAUCAGUUGUUUCAUGGGCCAAAUCGAAGGGCAUCACGUACCGGCCCGGCGUCAACGCUGCGUUCUUUUUGUGGGUGGAUUUGGGAAGUUUUUAUAAGGCGCUGCAUCCAGAUGCUGCCACGGAUGACUUGAACAAGACAAUAGCUACGACACUUCUCAAGCACAGAGUUUUUCUCGCAUCCGGCACGGCGUUUGGAUCAGAAGAACCAGGAUGGUUUCGAAUUGUAUUUUCUCACCCAGAAGCCUAUCUGCGUGAGGGCCUUGAAAGAGUGCAUGCUGCGUUAACGGAACUUUAAUAUGGCAUGGUCGAAAUACAAGCUUAAUGGAGAUGAUUAGCUCUGAAGAAUUCUUACUAAUAGAGUAUUUUGGAUUGUAAUUAUGCUUCUAUUGGGGAUGUAGGCACCUUCUUAUACGAGUAAUUGAAUGGCCA